CCCCAUGCGCUCCGGAUGCCCUCCACACGCACUCCAUCCCAGAGUUAUCCCAGUUUAAAAACCUCCGCCACACAAAACCCCGCGCUCGUAGUUGGUGACAAAAUUUACCAGACCAGCUCUCCGAAUUCAGUCGUGGUUUCUUUGAAAUAGUGUGAGUUGUGAAGUGUUUUCUCCUGUCUUGUGGAUUACCCGUUCAUUUGGAUUAUUUACCUUUUUGCAUUUUUAAAUUCAUAAAAAAAUUGGAUAACACUCAUGUGGAUAAUUUCUUGCAACGUUGCUUUCCAUCAGUUAAAGAUAAGGAGUUGAUAUGUAGAGCUAGCAGGAUGCAGCAUGCGUGUUGGAGUGGCCGGUCCCUACCACACUUUGCCACAAGGUGUACAACAGCCUUGUUCCCGAUAUGUCAAAAUCCGUUUCCUCGUAGGUGAUCCACUGUAUUUUCUGGUCGAGCCCAAGUCGAGGACUAAAGAGCUGUACUCGGAGCUAUGCGGGUACCUCAAGGCCCAGGGCAUGCUCGACACAGAUCUUUUCGGCCUUUCCGUCCUUUUAGAAGGAGAAUACAUAUUCGUGGAGCCGGACUACAAGUUAUCCAAGUAUGCGCCGAAAAGCUGGCGUUCGUCGUCGUCUAACGGCCUGGAUAACAAUGGGAAGCCGUUGUUAGAGUUUUUCUUUCAAGUGCAGUUCUAUGUGGAAAGCCCUCUUCUUCUUCAGGAUGAAACCUCAAUUGAACAUUACUUCACCCAGAUCAUGGGUAACGUCUUGGAGAGGGGUAUGUUUCAUCCAUCAGUUUCCCAUCAGGCGCUGUUCAUCCUUGCAGGCCUGGCAUUACAGGCUCAGCACGGUGACUCUUCCCAUCCUGACUUCUAUACCAAACCACAGAACUACCUCCCACAACAAUUAGUCAAUUCCUGUGGGGGCUCGAGACUGAGCCACACCAUAGCCUCGCUCCACAGGGCCAAUUCUGGACUGACAAAGACGCAAGCGAGAGUGCAGUACAUAAGAGAAGCCUCUUCUCUUGACACCUCUGCCAUACCACAUAACACCCACCUCUAUAGACUACGAUCAUCCAAGCAUGAAACACCUCCUGGAAAUGUUGUACUGGCAAUUUGCACUCGUGGAAUAGAAUUAUACCAGGAAAAUUCUCAAAAACCUCUCAGUGGUAACUUUUUAUGGAAUGAUAUUGGAAAACUCUGUUUUGAUAGAAAAAAAUUUGAAAUAAGGGGAGCAAAUUGGGCUUCAAGCGAAAAGUUUAUUUAUUAUGCUAGUAGUGACGAAAAAAGUAAACAUCUCCUUUCCCUGUGCAAAGUUACACAUCAGUAUAGCAUGGCAGUACAACCAAGACUUGCUCAAGUACGAGGACGAGAAGAAUCAGAAAGAAAACAAUGUCGAGAGUGGCCAAUGGAAAUUGGAAAAUAUUCUAAUCGGUAUGGUGGGACGGGUGAGCAGAGGAUAUCCGUUAUUUCCUCUACUUCGUCAACCACAACAUCUGGAAUUGUGUCUGACAGGGUCCACAGUCUAGAUGAAAGUGAAGACGAUUUAGAGUUGGAAAUAAUGAUAAACUCUCCACCAGCACCAUCUGUAGAAUCUCUGGCACUUGCACACCUUUGUGAGAGUAGCCAGAAUUCUCCUGUUCCACAGACUACACUUGACGUAAAGCCAGUGGUAGACACUGUGGAUAAUUGCAACAUCAAUGUAGUCACCAUGACAUCUGCAACAACAGAUGGUUCACAGUGUUCAAGUUCAGCUUCGACAGUUGUCAUACAAAAACAACAACAAUCUGUUGACAAUAUGAACUCGGGAGGAAUGGUCCCAAGAUGUGAAAGUGUUACAUCAAGUUUGGAACUUGGCUACAGCCACACAGCUCAGCAUUCAGCAUUGUCUGAGACCUGUGAAUUGGACUAUUCAGUACAAUCAGUUCAUGCUAGCUCUGGAGUUUAUACUCUGGAUGGAAGUUGUGAUACUCAUACAGUUGUAGAAACUGUAGCAAGCAGCAGUGGGAUUGGCCUUGAAUCUCAAGGUCAGAGAUCACGUUCAGGCUCACUUGUGAGUAAUACUGGCAGCUUUCAUGGCGAUGGAUCUGAUCCAUCUGAUGCAGGAAGAGGAAAUUUGCUGAGUGCUGAAGAAUUAUCCAAUCUUAUAGUACAUCGGAGUCCUAAACCAAGAAGGGGAAUUUAUCCAACAAGGGCAACUGUUAGCUCAACAUUAGAUUCUUGUUCUGAUUACGUGACAUUGCCACCUCCUCCUAUUCCACCACCACCCAUUCCUCCCCCACGAGGAGAUUCGGACAAGACUCAAAAUUAUGUGGUGCUAGAGCCACCCAAGCUACAAAGUAGAGAUUUCUAUUAUUCACAAAACAUGCUUCCUCAGAUUAUGAUUCCACAACAGUACCAGUAUAUGUCGAACAUGUUACACCCAUUGAAUUCUUUGCCAUCGCCCAGUUCUGAUGACUCUGCCACUAGAUUUCUGACACCAAAACCUCAGAUGAAUAUGUUGCCAAGUCACCAUGGGUAUCUUCACCAAAGCCAUAGUUUCUCUCACCCAAAUCCAAGAUUUGACCCUUCAGCAAGAAUGAAGUUAAAUUCCAACAUGAUUCCAAUUGUCGGCAGUAACAACUACUUGGAUGUUAGAGGGUCAUAUUUGCAACAAUACCAUCCACAAACGCAUCUUCUCCAUUCACGACAACCACCACCGCCUCCCCCAAGGCCAAAUCUUUCAACAGUUUACACAAGCCAAGUGACUCGUUCACAGAUCGAGCAGUUCAAGCAACAGCUUUACUCUGAUGCAGAUUAUGUAAUGUACCCUAUGCAAGAUCCUGCUAUUUCUAAACAAGAAUAUAUAGACUCUAAAGUUGCUUUAGGCUACAGGCAAACACCACCACCACCUUACCCAAGCAGUAAGAACAUUAUGUACAGAAGCACCCCUAAUGUUGCAGUAGCGAGUGGAUACCUUCCGAUUUAUAAUAAACUAUCACAUAACAAAUUCGCUUCAAACCAAAAUCUAUCUGACUACUAUCCUCAAUCCUUUCUGUCUAGUUCUCCAUUGUAUUCAGCAGCAGCUAGUUACUCCUCCUCAUCGACACAUAGCCUUCGAUUUGAUCCUAUUCAUCAACCGAUUCCUCCUCUUGCCAUGCCUCCAUCUUUUCACAGAACAGUGUCACAUGAUAACAUUCUCAGCUGUGAAAGGCUGACGGUUGACCGAAGCAAAUACAGAAGACCACCGCCUCCAGUCCCUACGUCAGAAAUAUCUAAUUUAGAAGCAAGUUUUGCUGGUAUGGCUUCUUCAAGCAAGUCAACACCACGCAAGGAUUCUGUCGUCGAAAAGAAAGAUUCGCCACUCGAUAUAUCUUCAUUGAGAGAGAAGAGUCGUAACUUAGACCUUCCAUUGAUAUCUGCAUUGUGCAAUGAUAGAAGCCUUCUAAAGCAGACAAAUGCUUUUGUGAUGCCGCAACAUCCAGGGGAGCAGGAGAGGCCUGUUUCGUGGCAUGUUGAAACACAGAAGCAUACCGAUUUCACUGACACGGGAAAAAAAUCAAUCUUUUCAACACUGCUCUCAAAAUCAGUCUCAAAUCCAUCAACACCUUCAAAAAACUCCAAACUCAAAUACCCAGUGUCAGGACUUUCUACAAAUCAAAUUGUCAAAGCAAACAGGAAGACCAUCAGCAGGCACAAACAUCCAGAAACUAAAGUGUCUACUAAAGUGAACAGGAGCCAGAGUACUGGAGGUGCAACAUCAAAAGAUGGUUUACGCUAUUGAAGAUAAUUUUUUAACUGCACUUUUUAUAUUUCAAGCGUUAUGCCAAAUGAUUUUUUUAAAAGAAAUUCUUUUCUCUAGAUUAUGUAUUUUCAAAUAAUAAUUUGAAAUUAUUUUAAAAUUUACGAUAUGUUAGUAAAAUUAGUAAUUACUAAAAUUAGCAAAAGAAAAGUGCAAAAUAAAUUGAAUUACCUUUAGACAAAAACGACUGCAACAUGAAUAUUGGUUUUAUACUUGUGGUUUUAACAUGAAUAUUGCAAUUAUACUUUUUAAAAAGAGUAAUUGAUAGAUAUUUUUAAUAAAUUUAAGAUAUUUAGGGUUUAUAGCAACAUACAACUCAGGGUGCCAUUUGAUUUAAUUUGCUAUCAAUGUUAUUUGUCUCUACCAUUCUUUUCUAAAUGAAAGAUAAUGGGGGAUGAUAUUAGUUUAUAAUUUUAAUUAGUUUUGUUAAUUGGUAGGUUUUUUUAACUUCUUCGCCAAAUUUGUUACUUAUUCGACUUCUUUUUGUAAAAUAUUUAUAUUCGUGUGGGUAACAAAUUUUUAGGUUUUAAAUGAGAAAAUUGUUUUACAAAAGAGGAAUGUUUUAAAAACCUAUCGAUGCAAAAUUCGUUUCGUUUCAAUUGUUUAUACUAUCGUAGAAUUUGUUUAUAUUAUCAUUAAAUGAAAUGACAAAUUAGUUUUUAAACUGUUGUAGAUUGGUUAUGAAUAUUGAUCAUAUUUUAAUAAUGAAAAUGUGCAAUGUGUUUAUAUUGAAGAAAGUAUUGCUCAAAAUAAAUUAGUAUUACUGCUCAAACGUU
Molecule: messenger RNA, 4544 nt
Organism: Cimex lectularius (bed bug)
Lineage: Eukaryota; Metazoa; Arthropoda; Insecta; Hemiptera; Cimicidae
Gene: ex
Product: protein expanded
Exons: 14
Coding region: 331-3750 (1139 amino acids)
Biological process (GO): positive regulation of hippo signaling
Cellular component (GO): cytoskeleton; cytoplasmic side of apical plasma membrane
Source: RefSeq, a predicted model, not a curated record